AGGAGUAGUAUGCUUCCUUGUCUCUUCCUUUUUUCACCAAAUAAUGCUAAGACUUUGCAUGGCCUAUGUAUUUAGCUUGACAAGAGUUGCAAAUUCAAAUCUGGUUUAUAUAUUUCAGCAUUACCACAAGAAAAAACCAAAUUCACAACAUUUUUAAUUGUUAAAGAAUCAUAUAUAUCUUAAGUAAAAGAAGAAGAUGAUGAAUGGUGAAGGGAGCUACAUCAAGUUGAUCUAAUGAUAGUACAGAAGAUGAUGACAAUAUCAGAAGGAAACUAUGCAGUAACCGAUGCUAAUGGUAACAUCAUGUUCAAAGUUAAGAGCAAAGUUCUGAGCCCUCGCGAUCUUCAUGUCUUGCUUGAUGCUGCUGGUAAUCUCGUAGUCUCUUUUCAGAAAAAGAUUAUGAGUAUGCUUAGUACCUGGAAAGUUUAUAGAGGAGAUAGCAGUGACUCCAAAGAUUUAGUUUUCACAGUAAGGAAGUCAUCUUUCUUUCAAUUCAAGACUCAACUGGAUGUCUUCUUAGCUUCUAACACUUCAAAAGAUAACCGCGACUUCAAAAUCAAAGGCAGCUGGUUUGAAAAAUCAUGUACUACCAUUUAUGCCGAAAAAUCUCAACUGUCAUUGCCCAGAUGCACAAGAAGCAUAAGAGUUAGUAGCAUUGUGCUUGGAAAGGACAAAUUUGCAGUUACUGUCUACCCGCAUAUUGACUAUGCCUUCAUCGUUGCUCUAGUUGUGAUCCUGGAAGAAAUCAAUGAAGAAGGCAAAAAUGGCGGCAGUGGCAGACUUCAGCGGUGCCAGUACCCGUUCUGUUGGCGGUUGUGGUGCUAGCUAACUUUUUAGUAUGAUGUUUUUCGAGUCAUUUUGUGCCUAUGUGGAGGACUUCCUCAUAGGCCAAAGUAUGUCCAAGUCCACCCUAAAAAACUGGGUCAUCUUGAUUGAAUUCAUUCUCUAGUCAUUGUGCUUAGUUUUUAGUAUGGUUUCCUAGUCAUAUACUAGGCUACCUGUACUUGCUAUUUUCGGGCCUGUUUGGUGAUAUUUCAUUUCAGUUUAGUUUAUUUGUUAGCUCAGAACAUUAGUGUCAUUUGAGAGGGAUGACUCUGCAGGUGAAUGUAUUUUGAUUUUUACCAAUGAAAAUCAUAAUGCUUGCCACUUAACCAUUCAGAUUCAACUUUAUAAUGUAAGUACGUUCAAGAAUUUAUGGGGCAGGUUUCUAUACAACGGUGAGUGCCGGGCAAAAAAAUUACAGAACACUACAACUUACUGCAUGUUGUUAUCAUUAUUCAAUCUUUUAAUCUUCAUUGAACUCAUCAAAUUGUAGCUUAUGAGUUUGAACUAUUCUCUUCUUAUCAGAACCUUCCACGAAGUUUUUUAUUCUGCAAAGUCUUAGUCUGUGUUUGGGUAAGGUUGCUUAUGGCUUUUUCUGAUAAGGAGCUGAAUUCUACUUUUCUUGACCUGUUUGUGUAAAAAGCCAGAAACACUUAUAAAAAGCUGAGAAUGCUCGCUUUUGUUUCAGGACUUCUACUUUUUCCCAUAUAGUUUAAUCACUUAUAAGUCUCAAUUUACUUCUCACUUCUGGUCCAUUUUUUUUUUACUUUAAGCAAGAAGUAAUUUUUCCUAAUCUUAUCCAAAAGGCCCUUUUAAUUUUCAGAAAUAGAUGAUGUCUAACCAGGUACAGGUAAACGGCUACACGCUUCUUGAUCUAAGAAUUGACCUAUCAUUGGUUAAUCUCCUCUGUAAUAUAGUAAUCAAACUACCAAGGCCAAGUCAAAAAGAUUACAAACCAAUUACCAACACAUUAUAGUCUUACAAUCGGCUCAAAGAUAAUGUAAAUAAAGAAUUUAUCUGAGGUCAUCCGCCGAGUAGUA
Daucus carota subsp. sativus is the source of this 1862-nucleotide messenger RNA. Its product is annotated as protein LURP-one-related 15-like. The transcript is spliced from 3 exons. Lineage: Eukaryota; Viridiplantae; Streptophyta; Magnoliopsida; Apiales; Apiaceae. Bases 235 to 825 code for a protein of 196 amino acids. The record is from RefSeq and is a predicted model, not a curated record.